Eruca vesicaria subsp. sativa (arugula) is the source of this 363-nucleotide messenger RNA. The record is from the annotation of a GenBank genome assembly. Lineage: Eukaryota; Viridiplantae; Streptophyta; Magnoliopsida; Brassicales; Brassicaceae.
AUGAAGAAGACGAAGAAGAUGAGAGUCAGAAGAAAAAAUCGAGGAGUAUCAAUUCACAUAGUUAUUAGAUUCAUGGGAGUUGGUGGAGAGUUGUUGCAGUGGGGACAUAAGGAGAGAUCAAAUAGGAUUAGGAAUGAUGGUGGUGGUGAGAGGAGGAGGAGGAGGAAAGGAGCAUUGAGAGCUGUAGCUUCUGAGAUCAGGUCUUUCGCUGAGCGAAUGAUGGUUAUGGAGAAGAAGAGGAUGGAGUUUGCUAAAGAGACAGUGAAGCUGCGUAAAGAUAUGGAGAUCAAACGCCUUAGAUUGAUUCAGAGUUCUCAAACUCAGCUCUUUCGGUUUCUCAGUACUGCCUUUGAUUCCUUCUAA